Molecule: messenger RNA, 1566 nt
Organism: Tuber aestivum (summer truffle)
Lineage: Eukaryota; Fungi; Ascomycota; Pezizomycetes; Pezizales; Tuberaceae
Source: the annotation of a GenBank genome assembly
UCAACGCCGAUUAUAUCUUUACAAUGGCUUCGGCAGUUUUUUUCCUUGAUCUCAAGGGCAAGGUGGGCUCUAUCGCUAGUUUGCGGAGGAACUGUGUUCGUCAAAGCUGACACGCCUCCUAUUAAGACAUUACUAGCCCGCAACUAUCGAGGGGACAUCCCGAUGUCAGCGGUCGAGAAGUUUCCUAUUCUUUUACUCGAAGCCGAGGAGGAGAGUUCAGCCGUUCCACCGUGCUUCUCGCAUGAAGGUAUUAAUGUUGGUUUGCCUCUGGUCUCCUGCCUGUUCCGCCGUGGCACAGCUGAAUGAAAGGAUAUAUCAUCAGUAUCUCUACAUCCGACACAACAACCUCUACGUACUUGCUCUCACAAAACGAAACUCUAAUGCCACUGAGAUUUUACUAUUCCUUCACCGAAUAGUUGAAGUAUUCACGGAAUACUUCAAGGAGCUUGAGGAGGAGAGUAUUCGAGACAAUUUUGUUAUUAUCUACGAGCUUCUGGAUGAGAUGAUGGACUUUGGGUACCCACAGACUACAGAGACUAAGAUUCUUCAAGAGUUUGCCCCUCACCGGUGACUAAACGAUGGGGUUAUUUCUUUUGCUAAGUGUUAUAGGUACAUUACCCAGGAGUCCCACAAGCUUGAGAUUCAAGCUCGCCCACCUAUAGCCGUCACAAAUGCUGUCAGUUGGAGAUCUGAGGGGAUUCGCUACCGCAAAAACGAAGUCUUUCUGGACGUAAUUGAAUCGCUCAAUCUUCUCGUUAACAGCAAUGGAAACGUCUUGCGGUCCGAAAUUCUUGGCGCUAUCAAGAUGAAGUGUUAUCUCUCUGGCAUGCCAGAGCUGAGGUUGGGUCUCAAUGACAAGGUUAUGUUUGAGAGCACUGGUAGAACUACAAGAGGGAAAGCUAUCGAGAUGGAGGACGUUAAAUUUCAUCAAUGUGUGCGGCUAUCACGGUUUGAAAACGACAGAACAAUCAGCUUCAUUCCACCAGAUGGCGAGUUUGAAUUGAUGAGCUACCGGUUGAACACUCAGGUGAAACCCUUGAUCUGGGUAGAGUGUAUGGUUGAGAGCCAUUCUGGGUCGAGGAUCGAGUAUAUGCUCAAGGUAUGUGAUGGGGGUUUGACUCUCUAUAGUUUGGAUUAACAGCUUAUGUUCCAAAGGCCAAAGCACAGUUCAAGCGACGCUCUACUGCAAACAACGUGGAAAUUGUUGUUCCAGUCCCCGACGACGCAGACUCACCUCGAUUCAGGACAAAUAUCGGAACCGUGCACUACGCCCCUGAGAAGUCUGCAAUCGUAUGGAAGAUCAAACAGUUUGGAGGUGGAAAGGAGUUUUUGAUGAGAGCUGAGCUAGGUUUACCUAGUGUCAAGGAAGCUGAGCCUGAGAGGAAGAAGAGGCCAAUCAGCGUGAAGUUUGAGAUUCCUUACUUCACUACGUCGGGGAUUCAGGUCCGAUAUCUUAAGAUCAUUGAGCCCAAGUUGCAGUAUCCUAGUUUGCCAUGGGUCAGAUACAUAUCUUGUGCUUCGGGUAUGAAUGGUUUCUACUUCAAUAAUUGUGGGAUCUUUAACUAA